Rubroshorea leprosula is the source of this 1873-nucleotide messenger RNA. Lineage: Eukaryota; Viridiplantae; Streptophyta; Magnoliopsida; Malvales; Dipterocarpaceae. The record is from the annotation of a GenBank genome assembly.
UCAUCUACUCUUCGCUUUCCCUUUUAUCUUAUUCAUAUCUUACCCUUUACAUCAAUCUCUCCGUUUGAAAAGAUGGCCGGCGGAGGUAUCACCACCCGGGGCAAAGACUACCCCGGUAACCUCACUUUCAAUGUUUUCAUGACAUGCAUUGUUGCCGCCUCCGGUGGUUUAAUCUUCGGUUAUGAUCUCGGCAUCUCAGGUGGAGUUACGUCCAUGGAUUCAUUCUUGAAAGAGUUCUUCCCUUCCGUUUACAAGAAGGAAUCAUCAGUGAAACCAUCGGACGAUCAAUACUGCAAGUUCGACAGCCAGAUACUGACCCUGUUCACAUCGUCAUUGUAUUUGGCAGCUCUUGCUUCUUCUGUAGUCUCAUCUUCCAUAACAAGAAAGUGUGGAAGGAGGGUCACAAUGAUGUUCGGAGGACUACUCUUCGGCGCCGGUGCGCUUCUUAACGCCUUUUCCAAAGCCGUCUGGAUGCUUAUCAUCGGUCGGAUGUUACUCGGCUUUGGUAUUGGUUGCGCUAAUCAGUCUGUUCCGAUCUAUGUAUCGGAGAUGGCACCGUUCAGAUACAGAGGUGCCCUGAACAUGAUGUUUCAAUUGUCGAUCACUAUCGGCAUCCUCGCCGCCAAUCUCUUGAACUAUUACUUUUCACAGAUUAAAGGCGGUUGGGGCUGGCGUUUAAGUUUGGGUGGAGCCUUCGUCCCUGCCGCAAUUAUCUUCUUGGGUUCAUUUCUUCUCUCCGAUACACCCAACUCCUUGAUCGAACGCGACCGCCUUGACGAAGCCAAGGUUUUGCUGAAGAAGGUACGCGGUGUUCCCAACGUCGACGAAGAGUUCAAUGACUUGGUAGCGGCCAGUGAAGCAUCGAAGCAGGUUAAACACCCUUGGGCAACUCUCUUUUCCAGGAAAUACAGGCCCCAACUCACAUUUGCCUUCGCCAUCCCCGGAUUCCAGCAGCUAACCGGAAUGAACGUGUUCGUCUUCUACUGUCCAGUCCUGUUCAAGAGCAUGGGGUUUGGCAACAACGCCGCCCUCUUGUCCUCCGUGAUCACCAGCAUCGUCAAUGCAGUUGCAACCCUGGUUUCCAUAAUGACAGUUGAUAAGAUUGGACGAAGGAAACUCUUCAUUGAAGGCGGAAUUCAAAUGUUUACUUGUCAGGUUAUCAUUACUGCUGCAAUCGCGUGGAAAUUUGGUGUAAGCGGUAACCCUGGUGUUCUACCCAAGUGGUUCGCAACAUUAAUGGUGGUUGCCAUGUGUGUAUACAUAGCCGGUUUUGCGUGGUCAUGGGGUCCAUUGGGGUGGCUGAUUCCCAGUGAAAUCUUCCCCUUGGAGGUCCGUUCUGCUGCACAGAGCAUCAAUGUUUCCGUGAACAUGAUCUUCACUGCCGCCAUUGCACAAGUCUUCACCGCCAUGCUUUGCCACUUGAAGUUUGGUCUGUUCAUCUUCUUUGCAUUUUGGGUGCUUGUCAUGACAUGGUUCAUCAACAAGUAUCUACCAGAGACAAAGGGAGUGCCAAUUGAAGAAAUGACCAUUGUGUGGAAGGAGCACAAGCACUGGAGCAAGUACUUUGUAGAAAAACAUGACUCCGAGGUGGCUAUGAAGGCAACAUCAUUGAGCCACUGAAAUUGCGAGGACUCCAAUUUUGCGCAUAAUCCUUUCCUUUGAUUUUAUUUAGGAUGAGUUUGGUUGGAUGUUCCUGAGUCUACCUACAUGGAAUUUUCUUUCCCUUUUUCUUUGAGACUAUCUCUUCCAUAAAAUUUAUUUCUUGUUUUGUUCAUAUUGUUAGUUUCCAUUUUGGUUCUGCAUCUGUGUAUGCCGUAUGGCCCCCCCUUUUUCUUUUUCUUUUUCUUUUUUUAAAUGAAUGAUAAAUAUCUUC